CAGGCAGAGCAGCACAGGGAACGUGAAACAACCACGUCUCCAAUCUGACACCGAAGUCGCCUGUGGAGAGGGAAAGAUCAGCGGACAAAAGAAAACGCAAGAUAAGAGCAUAGAGCGAAACCAAGACAAGUACAUUUAACCUUUGAAGAUAGUUUUCUAUUUUUUGGGGUCCAGUUUUACUUUUGAAAAGCUUUUCAUUAAUAAUGAUUAUGCACACUUUAUAAAUUAGGCAAGUUAGGUUUUCGUUCUUUUUUUUUUGUGCGCUUUUUGAGUUUUAAGGAAACGUUCUCACUGUUGGAAUGGUCUGAUUCAGGAGAAUCUGCUGCGGAAACCUAGACAAGAAAACUAAGAACGGAGCCUAGAGCGUUUUUGUGUCUCGAGUUCAGUAGUCUCGCGCAUUGAGGAAUGUUACUGAAGCUUCAGUCGUUACUCGCCCUCGCCAGCGUAUUUCUGGUGCAAAGCGGGACCAGUGACAAAGAAGUCAGACCAGAGGCAUGGCUUCAGCAGUAUGGGUAUCUUCCUCCUGGCGAUGUUCGGGCUCAGGCAAUUCGCUCUCCUAAAUCCAUCAUCACUGCUAUAUCCGCUAUGCAGAAGUUCUAUGGCCUCACUGUCACCGGCACUAUGGAUCCAGCCACUCUCUCGGCCAUGCAGCGGCCAAGGUGUGGAGUUCCAGAUAAAUUUGGCUCUGAACUGAAGAGCAACCUACGAAAGAAACGCUAUGUCAUCCAGGGCCUGAAAUGGGAAAAAAAAGAAGUCACUUUCAGUAUCCAGAACUACACUCCUAAAGUGGGCGAACAAGCCACACACGAGGCCAUCAGGAAGGCCUUCAAGGUUUGGGAAGCUGUGAUCCCACUCAAGUUCCGUGAAAUCCCAUACAGUCAAAUCAAUGGCAAAGUGGACAAGUUUGCAGAUAUCAUGCUUUACUUUGCGGAAGGCUUUCACGGAGACAGCACCCCAUUUGAUGGCGAGGGAGGUUUCUUGGCCCAUGCAUACUUCCCUGGUCAAGGUAUCGGAGGUGAUACCCAUUUCGAUGCAGCAGAGCCUUGGACAACAGGCAAUGUUGACCAGGGAGGUAAUGAUGUGUUCCUGGUGGCAGUGCAUGAAUUGGGUCAUGCUCUGGGUUUGGAACACUCAGGCGAUCCCUCUGCCAUCAUGGCUCCCUUUUACCAGUGGAUGGACACAGAGAACUUUGUGCUUCCUGAUGAUGACAGACGGGGGAUCCAGCAAAUAUAUGGUGCUGGCUCUGGUGAGGUGCCCCAGCCUCCGGCCCCCCGGCCCCCCCCUCAUCGCCCUCCGCAGAAGUCAAAACCAGCCCACCCCAACUCCAAACCCAACAUCUGUGACGGAGGGUUCAACACUUUGGCAAUCCUACGACAGGAGCUGUUCGUCUUCAAGGAUCAGUGGUUCUGGAGGGUGCGAGAUAAUUCUGUGGUGCCUGGAUACCCGAUGCAAAUUAGCUACUUCUGGAGAGGUUUGCCUCCCAAGAUCGAUGCCGUCUACGAAAACAGCGAGGGGAAAUUUGUCUUCUUCAAAGGCAACCGGUUCUGGGUGUUUAAGGAUACAACUCUACAGCCCACAUAUCCUCAGGACAUUUCUCUUUUUGGCAGUGGAAUGCCCACACAGAGCAUUGAAACAGCUGUUUGGUGGGAAGACGUGGCCAAAACCUACUUCUUCAAAGGGGACAGAUACUGGAGGUACAAUGAGGAUAUGAGAACCAUGGACCCUGGAUAUCCAAAACCCAUUACUGUGUGGAAAGGCAUUCCAGACUCUCCACAGGGAGCUUUUGUGGACAAAGAAAAUGGGUUCACGUACUUCUACAAGGGAAAGGAAUAUUGGAAGUUCAACAACCAGAGACUCAGAGUGGAGCCUGGCUACCCAAGGUCCAUCCUGCGUGAUUUUAUGGGCUGCGAUGGCUUACCCGCCGACCCCGACUGGGACUGGAGCCCUCCACAGGAAGAAGAACCGCCACAAUAUGACAAUGAUGACGUUGACAUCGUACUCAAGCUGGAGAGCAGCGGUGGAGCAGAGAAAGCGGUGGCCAUCGCCAUCCCGUGCGUCCUGGCCCUGUGCAUGAUGGUGCUGCUUUACACCGUGUUCCGCUUCAAAAGGAAGGAUACGCAGCGCCACAUACUGUACUGCAAGAGAUCCAUGCAGGAGUGGGUCUGAGAAUUAAAGCUCUCGCUCCUUCUGCUAAAACUAUUUUCCUCUUCAAAAUCCCUUCAAAGGUCAAAAAGUGGCUCAUCUUGAGGUGCUGACUUUAUGUCGGUGACUUUAUGAAGGACGACAUAAUGAACAGCAUGCCGACUUCCUGUUCCCAUUGUCAGUCUCCGUAGAUGGCAAUGUGUCGUUUUUGUAUGGUUUUGGAACUCUGUGUGGCCAAUCUUGGCGGCCAUUUUGGUUCCUAGAGUCCAAUGUGGGAGUAAACUGUUACUCUACAAACCGUAAUUAUAAACUUUUCAAUUGAUUUUAGAAUUAUUUAUCAUCAGACUGCUGAUCUAGAUACUCCAUGAAGGUUGAACUCACCUGUGUCACUCCGAAAUACUUGCUUGUGUUGAAAAAACUGAUACCCAAACCAAAUAUGCCCUUAGUGUCCAAAGAGGAUUGCUUCAUUCACAUGGGAUAUUCUGAGAUGACUGGCUUAUCGAUCAUUAUUUGAGUUCUAUUUGGCUGCAUUCAUCUGCAGAGUACAUGGGAUCUAUCUGCUUGGAAAUCAGAAGGACCUUGACAUAUAACAUCGGGGCUACAUGCAAUAUUUCGUCGAAUGCCUUAAUCACAUAUUGAGUUUAUUUUUCUGUGUGUUAGUGUACAUGUGCCUGUGUGAAUGUGACCCCUUUCCUUAAAUUCCUUUGCUUAUCACUGUUCUUUUGAUGCACUACUGACUGACAGAGACUUGCAGUAAGAUCUGAAGUGCCGCUGACUGUUUAAAUGUUUAAUUAAAAACGAGUGUAUGUCCACGUUCUGUGCUGCUGCGACUCCAAAGUGUCCCGCAGCACAAAACCUUAGCUUUUUGGUCACGUGCUUCCAAUCAAUUCGUAGGGAAUUUAUUAAACGCAGAAAUGCCGUUUAGCAGAAAUACCUAACGGACCUUUUUUGAGAAUCAGAUUACGAACCUUAAAAAAAUAACGUGAAAAUGUUAGUUAUAUAUCAAAACACUCAUGUUAGCACAGUUUUCAAUGCAAUGUCUAGGCAAUAUUUGAGGUUCCUUGACAAAAUACUUGUGCUUGCAAGGCAGCAAGUGAAUUGUGGUAAAGAUCUCGUGCAUCUGUUGAGCGUGUUCUAGAACCAACAAAUAUUAUAAGAUAGACUUUUAGGUGUAAAGCCAGUAUUGACAUGAAAACUGCAUUGCCUUGUUUUAUUCAGUGCUGUGCGUGAACACAUUUGUUCAACACGUGCACACUAGUAAGUUUCAUCUUUGUUCAGUGUCUCUGCUACUUUACUUCACAAUUCACUAGAGAAACAUUUUUAAUGUCCGAUGAUUUUAAACAUUGUGUUGUGCUCGCAGGUCAAAUUGACCUUAAUUGCCUUCAAUAAAAUUCCCUAAACAUCAUUAUUAAAAACAAGAAGGAAUCAGGUGUAAACAGAAAAAAUUAAA
Messenger RNA from Puntigrus tetrazona (Sumatra barb), 3592 nucleotides. Its product is annotated as matrix metalloproteinase-16-like. Bases 406 to 2166 code for a protein of 586 amino acids. Gene Ontology annotation, cellular component: extracellular matrix. The transcript is spliced from 11 exons. NCBI's taxonomy places the organism in Eukaryota, Metazoa, Chordata, Actinopteri, Cypriniformes, Cyprinidae. Gene Ontology annotation, biological process: skeletal system development; collagen catabolic process; extracellular matrix organization. Gene Ontology annotation, molecular function: zinc ion binding; metalloendopeptidase activity. The record is from RefSeq and is a predicted model, not a curated record.